Molecule: messenger RNA, 3335 nt
Organism: [Torrubiella] hemipterigena
Lineage: Eukaryota; Fungi; Ascomycota; Sordariomycetes; Hypocreales; Clavicipitaceae
Source: the annotation of a GenBank genome assembly
UCCCAACUGCAUGCCUUCAACGACCAUGUCCGACCCGUCAGCAUCGCGCUUUGCGCCGCAGAAUAAAACAACGCAGGAGCGAUUAUCAACUACGACCGUCGGCCUAGUAGCGUUAUCUGACUUUCGCAAGCGACGCGCAGAAGUCCUCGAGCAACAGGGCAGAGAACAAGAUGCCCUCGCCACAGGCACAUCCACACCAGACCGGUCGCAAACAGCCACGCCAGACGUAACAAGUGGCGAUUCUGGAGACGGUGCGCCUCCUUCAGCGCGAGCUGUUAAGAAAAGCAAGAAAAAGACUGCCAAAAAGCUCCUUUCUUUUGACGACGACGGAGAUGAUGGCGAAGGAACCGAUAGCUCCCUAGAUGCCGGCGGCGGUGCGUUAAGCAAGAAGAAGCUCAAAGCGAAUACGUCAGUUGGCAUUGUUCCGAAAUCCAUGACAAAAGCCGCACUAGUCAAAGAAGCUACAGAACGAGAAGCUCUGAGAAAGGAAUUUAUCUCUAUUCAGACGGCAGUCAAGCAGACGGAGAUUGCCAUCCCAUUUGUCUUUUACGAUGGUGCCAGCACCCCUGGCGGUAUGGUACGCAUGACAAAGGGCGACUUUAUAUGGCUUUUCCUCGACAAGAGCCGCCGAGUAGGCGCUGAGCUAGGCGUCGGAGAACAGGCAAACGCGGUUAAAGCUUGGGCACGAGUAGGCGUUGACGACUUGAUGUUGGUGCGGAGAACAAUCAUUAUCCCACACCACUAUGACUUUUACUACUUUUUGAUGAAUAAAUGUCGCGGACCUGGUGGCGAGCUCAUCUUCCCCUACAGCGCUAAUGCGCCAGAAGUCGCUGUCCAACAGCAAAAGGAAGAGUCCGCAGAUGUCCUGUCAACAGCGGCAUCCCGCGCUGCUGCUGCCAAGCCAGUAACGCCAGUAGAGUUGCUUGAAGGAGCAGAUGGAGAUGCCACAGAAACCAAAGUGGUGGAUCGUCGGUGGUAUGAGAAAAAUAAGCAUAUUUACCCAGCCAGCACUUGGCAAGAGUUUGAUGCAGAGAAGGAUUAUAAAUCGGAGGUUCGAAAAGACGCUGGUGGCAACACAUUUUUCUUUUCAAAAUAGACUGGUCAUGGUGGUCGUGUACCAAGCAGCCAGCCAGAUGCGAGUCACCGGUUUUUGUAUAUAAAAAUGGCGUUCUGGUGUAUUGUGUAUCGCUUCAGCGGGAGAUAGAUUUCGAUCAUAUAGAUGUCGUUAUCCUCGAGAAUUAAAAUGACGCAUUUGAUGACUGGUUUUUAAAUGCAAAACUGCCACGCUGCCCACGCCGUGCCACAGAUGACAACCCACCCCGGCCAGAAGAGCAUAAGAAUGAGAGGGUUGCCCAUGCCGAGGAUGAAGAGGGCGAACUCGUAAAAGAGUUUUUGGCGAAGCAUUUGGACUGCUUUGGAGUCCCAGACCCCCGCCACGAUUCUAGUGGACAUGAUGUAGCCGUGAAAGGCGCCAAACUUCAUACGAACAUAGGCAUAAAAGGUCAAGAGCUUGGCUGUCUGGAGCAGAGUCGUCAAGGAAAAGGUGGCCAGCACAUAUGCCCGCCAACACAAGAAGACGGAGAGACUGCCCACAGCACGUUGAAAAUAAAGAGCAGUUGCAAAUGUCGGACCAAGCCGGCUUGCCAUUGUUGUUGUGUGCGAGGCGGAAGGGUAAGGGGAGUCGACCCUUGAGGGCGGCGAGCGCGGGGCAAGGAUAUCCAUGGCGAUCUCUCAGUGUGUAUGCGUGCUCUAUAUAUGUUGAAGAUAUAGAGACUAAGAGAGCAGUUGAAGGGCCGAAGGGAGAGCGCAAGACGGGAAUAACAGUCGACAAUGGCUACAGCCUCUCACCAGAGGGUCAAAUAGGCUUAUAUGGAUGGGACCGGGCCAUUCUGACGGACUGUUUGACUGACCCCGCCACGAAGGGCCAAGGGCAUGUACAAAAUAAAGGAGCCAACCAGGAGCCCGCAAAUGCGCAUAUGCGAGUCUCGGAGAUCGGAUUGUCUGGGGACGCUGACAGCGGUAGUGUAGAAAAAGACGAUGGAUAUGGAAAAGCUACAUGUCGUCUUGGUGGUGGUUGUAUGGUGGGGUCAAGUACCGCUUGUUGUGUGAGUUCCCUAGGCCAGAUGUUGGUGUUGGCGAAUCAGCAACCCCACGUGGGUGUUGUGGUGCGCCUGUUGGCGGGCACGUCGCAAAAGCCGAAACAGUUGCAGUAUAACUUAGAGCAAUAGUAUGGUAGGGAGUCGUGCUAUUUAAGAUGGGUGGUAUUUCCUAUGUCGCGCUUAUCAAAGGGGAGGGGUCCUCAAAACUGGUGAGUAGACAUUGCAGCCGUGGUUCUUUUAGUCGUCCCCGGCUGCCUCGGCCGAAGGAGCGGUUCGUUACCACCCUUGGCUGGGCUAUAAGCGACUCAAAUGGUACGCUGUGCUAGACGACAACUUAUAGGCUGACCCAAACUGGAAGGCAAAGAAUCACCGCGACGAUAAACAAAGGGGUCUGAGCGUGCAGCCAUGUUUCGAAGCAGCAGAUUUUCGUAGAUUGGGCUGCGGCCCGUUUCUAUCCAUCUGUCGGCGCCCAUGCCACUUUCGAGGUCAAACAUGGAUGGUGGCUGACAGGUUGAUGGUACUUUUGCGAUGAAAGUGAGCCACUUUCGAGUUUGAGCCAUGCAGAACAAUUUCAUUCAUGGCCGGAGAUCCGCGCAACUUCAAACGGUGGCGUCUGGGAGCAAACUUUGGAGAUAGCUGUGAUAUUGGUGACAGUGCAGCCUAUAACAAAGCCUGGAUGCGUUUUGUGGCGCUUCGUCACAUUAACUCCUUCCCAGUUGAGUGCUAGGGCCGGCGCUAUAGGAUAUGCUAAUACGAUGCACACAGUGUGAGUCUACAUCGCUGAACGAGGUGUGUUGGGCUCAAGAAAAACCUACAGAGGCCAAGUUUGCCUUCUUGUCCUUCACUACUGCAGCAUCAGCGUUUGACUUUCGAGGCUAUUACCACCAGAUCUACUUCCAUCAUGCAAGCGUCUAUUAUUACCAUCUGCGCAUUUUUAUCUAUGACCGUGCAUAGCCUGCCAACUUCUUUCCCUGAUAGCGCUGAAGUGUUAGCAAGAAGUCAGGCUCACGUCGACUGUGCCAUUUCAUGCCAGUCUUGAAGAUUCAUGUGUGGUGAAUACUAAGUACUAUAAAAUAUGAAUAUCAAGCGUUAAUGAACCCCAUUUGUAUGUAUUGUUUGUCUUAGCACCGGGAUAGCCAUUGUGCCUGGUUAGAUGGGGGGUAAAGGAUCCUCGCAAGACACAGUACAGUACAGUACGUAAUUGUAAUGCAGACCGUGAGGCUGCAGGGCCUUUUG